AGGCCAUUCUUGCCAGGCAGGGAUUGCUGAUAUGGGGGCCUUUCUCUGGUCACUCCUUCUGCUGCUUCGGGAAGUCAAAGGGUUUUCUGGAGAUGAUGAGGACCCUGAGGACGUGGUUGCAGCCCUUCAAGAGUCUAUCAGCCUCUCUCUGGAAAUACCACCCAAUGAAGAGGUUGAGAGCAUCACCUGGUUCUCUCAAAAAAACCUUGCCAUAGUGGUGCCAGGGAAAGAGGGACAGCCGGCCAGCAUCAAUGUGAUGGAUCCUCGCUACAGGGGUCGAGUGGACGUCUUGGAGUCCAGCUACUCUCUGUAUAUCAACAAUCUGACUUGGGAGGACUCGGGACUUUACCAAGCCAAAGUCAACUUGAAGACAUCCCAGUUCUCUAUCACGAAGUCUUACGAUCUCCUUGUCUACCGGCGACUGUCAAAGCCCCAUGUCACUGUGACCUUUAAGAUUUCCGAGGAAGGUGCCUGUAAUAUAUCCCUGAUGUGCUCUGUAGAGAGAGCAGGCAUGGAUGCGACCUACACCUGGUUUUCCUCACAGGACAGCACUAACACUUCUCGUGAAGGCUCUGCCAUCAGUACAUCCUGGAGGCCCGGUGACAGAGCCCUUUCCUACAUUUGUAGGGUCAGCAAUCCCAUCAGCAGCACCAGCUCCCGUCUCAUCCCUGUUGGGUCCUUCUGUGCAGAUCCUGGCUCGCCAGAGAAAUCUCCAAUGUUCUGCCUCCUGGCCAAGGGCUUGCUCCUUCUCUUACUCUUGGUGACUCUAGCUGUGGGACUCUAUGUCUUCCGAGCCCAGAAAAAAUAUGAGAUGUCAAGGGUGAGGAAACUCAAGAGAAACCGAAUUAAACUGAGGAAGAAGAGGAAACCUGGUCCUAGUCCAGGCUCACCAUCCCUGGGGGAUCUCUGUUCUAAGCUCUGACUCCUCUUAGCCUCCAGGGAAAUCAUCUGUGGGGCAGGUGGGAGGGCAGACCAGGGUUAAACACCUGAAAGGACCAUAUUCCCUGAGAGACACCAUCUGGCAAUAAAGUCAAG
Messenger RNA from Microtus oregoni (creeping vole), 1035 nucleotides. RefSeq names its product SLAM family member 9 (gene Slamf9). The transcript is spliced from 4 exons. NCBI's taxonomy places the organism in Eukaryota, Metazoa, Chordata, Mammalia, Rodentia, Cricetidae. The record is from RefSeq and is a predicted model, not a curated record. The coding region runs from base 32 to 922 and encodes 296 amino acids. Gene Ontology annotation, biological process: T cell activation. Gene Ontology annotation, cellular component: external side of plasma membrane.